Molecule: messenger RNA, 992 nt
Organism: Salvelinus fontinalis (brook trout)
Lineage: Eukaryota; Metazoa; Chordata; Actinopteri; Salmoniformes; Salmonidae
Product: small integral membrane protein 28-like
Exons: 2
Coding region: 118-645 (175 amino acids)
Source: RefSeq, a predicted model, not a curated record
CGCUACCGACCGAAUCUGCCUCUCUCUCGUGCGCGCUCUCUUAGUAGUCAGACGUGUUUGUCUUGAGUUCUGCUACUCAGUUUGGCCCUUGUUUGCCUACCACGACACCACGGCAGCAUGAGAACGCUACUGGACAGCAGCUGGAUAAAGUUUGGGCCAGCCGGCAGAGGGUCCAUCGAUUGGGUGACUGGGUCACCUUCUCCCCCCAUGGUGGAGAGACAGUUACAGGGCUACAACUGGAAUGAGCUGAACCUCGACCAGGAAGGGAGGUCAGAGCUGCUCCUCUACGUGGUCCUUCCCGUCACCUCCCUCCUCAUGCUGGGCCUCCUGGUACUCCUGGCCUACUGGAGGUGCUCCUCUCCAAAGCUCAGCCUGGCCCAAAUCAUCACCCUGGACCUCCAGGACCCCGAGAGCAGCGUUGAGUUCCUCUCCUCGCUCACCAGCCACGGCGAACGCCGCACCAGCACCAGCUCUGACAUGUCGGACAGUGUGUUCGUCAUGGUCUACCUGCCGCCGCCCUACGAGGAGACGCUGACGAAGAUCACGCGUGCCGCCAGUCUGACCAGCCGCAAAGAGUCCAUGAAGAUAGAGGACCUGGAGGCCCGCCUGUGUCCGGAGAUCAAGUCCAGUGGACGCUACGUGUGACUGGGGAACACUGGGAGUGUUUCUCAAAUGGCACCCUAUUCCCUAUAUAGCCCACAUAGGGCUCUGGUUAAAAGUAGUGCACUAUGUAGGGAGUAGGGUAUAUGGUAUAAUUUCGGACUAGAACUAAGAGAUUGCUUUUGAAGGGACUCAAUAUAGCAAGCUCUGUAGAAUAAGGGGAUUUCAAUGGACUAUGUAAAAACAUCAGACCUGAGUUCAUCUUUUGUGGGUACCAGCUUUCUACACAGAGGAGUGUGCAAUUGCAUAGAAGCUGGAAAUUGCAUUGACUGGCUGUACAGGAUACAGUACAUCUAGAUUCUCUAGAGAGGACAUAUGCUGACUAUGUACAA